AAUUACCGCCAAACACUGAUCUAGAAAAAAGGAAAAAAAAGACUCUCAGGAUUCAAUCGCCAGUCACAAAUACAAAACGAGAAAAAAGUAAUGACAUGCCUGUUUAGACCUGAGAUUCUCGUCAGCUUGUUGCAAACUGUAUACCUCUAACUUAUAGGUAGGAAUUUUUGUUAAAAGUUUAUUUCCAAUCUUUUGUAUGCAUCAUACAUACACAGUGGCUAUAAUUUAAAUGGUCUCGUUGUUCAGUCCAAAAGGAUGGAGGUUGUUGCUAGUAGCAGUAACUACAACAAUAAGGAUUCAGAUAGAAGCCGUAUGGCUGAUGUUAUCUGUGAGUUCCUUGAAGUCUCGUUCAAUUUGAUUUUGUAUGUACGAAGCGUCUAUCCUGAUGGUAUUUUUCGCAAGUCACGGAAAUAUAAUGUUGCUGUUAUGAUGAGUCGUCACCCAGAGUUGAACAAAUAUAUCUGUGAUGUGCUAACUGGCAUCAAUGCCUUAAUAAGUGCGGGAAAUGUCGAGCGGGUGACACUUCAAAUAAAUACGAAGGAUAAUGAGCCAAUAGAGCGCUUUGUAUUUGAGCUGCGAUUAUUUGAAGGAUCAGGAAAUGACGAAAUGACACUGAAUAGAGUUUGUGAGAUAGAGCAAUGCUUAAGAGACUUACUGCUUAAAAUAAAUAAUUGUGAUGCUGUUCUACAGCCUUUGCCAGAGGAUUGCACAUUUUCAGUCACUGUGCAAACUAAAGAAAGUGUUGCAAAUGAACUGAUGAAGAAUGAUCAAUUUGAGGGUUUUCCUUGGAUAAGAGCUGAAAGUUCUGAUAACACAGCCUCUUUACAAAAGUCAUCUAUUUAUCCACUUAAAUCUUGCAAUAUGCAUAACUUGAAGAUACAGUGUUUUGUAGAAAGAGUAAAAAUGAAAUAAUAUUUAUCACCAUAUAGCUUUUAGAGCAUUUCCAGCCAAACAAUUCAUUUGUUUCAUUGACUUAAAAGAUAAUUUCUGUUACAUUUACCAUGAUAAAAAAUGUUUCAUUGACGCUAGUUAACAUAUCACUUUAAAGUUGACUGUUUCGGUUAAAAGUCAAGCAAAGACCAAUUGUUUUGGUGAUACUGCUAUGUCACAAUGUUUGGUGCUGCCAAUUUCUUAUUACCUCAAAAAUUAUUAUUAACUCAAAUGGCCACAAAGUAUCCUUGGCACCACAAACUACGAAAUACUCUUGUUAAAUUGAAAGUGAUUAAAAUGAAUACGAAGACUUUAACUCAUACAGUUUGAUUUAAUCAGCAAGGUCAUCUGAAAUUCUCUGAGGCAUCAAAUUUGAAUAGAAAUGUUACCAAAUUAAAAAUUUAUGUUCUCGCAAUUCAAUUAAUAAACAUCAAAAUUCAAGUACUAUGUAUAAUAUUUGACAACAAUCAUCAGGUUCUUGAUCAACAGAUUGAAUUCUAUAAGAUUGGCAGGGGGUUGACAGUCUUGGCUGGAGAGGCCCUUUAAUUGUAGUAGAAAUAUGUAAAUAUAAUAAGAAUGCUGUCCAAAGCUUUGUGUCAAAUCUGAUUACUGUUGAAACAUUCGCUACUUAGGAAUUUUAUACAAUAAAUAAUGUUUGCUCAAAGUUUUCUUUGACCAUCUUUUUCCUAGCAAAGCUAGAAAUAUUGUGAUUAAUUUUUACUUUAUGUAGAAUUGAUAUAUUUGACAUUUGUACAUCUAUCCUGUGGGUUUUAGGAGAAAAAUGUAGAUCUAAGAAAUUCUUAUAUGAGUCCAUGUGAGGGGGAGUAUGAAGUAUGUGUUUCCUUCUUGAUGCUUAUAAAUCAUAACAAAUGCUUUAUUUUUCUUUAGAGAAUGUCAUACAGGCUGAAUAUGUUUUACUUUUUAUAAGAAAAUAUGCAGUUGUUUAAAACAGGGUAUAUUAUCUAGAAAAUAUAUUAUCUUUUAUUGACAAAGUCUAUUAUCUAGACAAAAGUUUAGGCAAGAGGUUUUGCUAAGAGUAUUUGCAGGGGUGGAGUUUCUCUAGCUAAUGUGCCAAAAAAGUUUACCUUCAACCUUAAUGACAUGUCAUCCCUGUACACAGAAAGUGGAAUGCAAAGGGGUUGCGGGAGAAGGAGAAUGAUAAUUCUAAGUCAAAUUACAAAUCUUACCUUCUAUUAUGGUCCAUCCUUGAUGGCUUGGAGGUGGUGGAGCAUCUUUUCUUGCAUAAUUGUAAUAAACAUAACAUUGAAUGUUUACAUUGAAAAAUUUUAAAUUUUGUAUAUUUUUAAAUUUAUGAUUUGCCAGCUGUAUUUUGUAAGAGCGAUUUGGCCUGCAAUGACACGAUAGAGCUGCCGUGUUACAGAGCAAAAAACGAAGACAUAUGCAUAUUCUGUGGACCUCACAAUAAUUUAGAAACAAGCUGCCCUUGCUGCAAGGAAGGGGAGCAGAAAUAGGUGCAAUGCCGCAUUAGAGUAUACAAGCAAAGGACUGACAUCUUUCCGUGUUCAAAUAAUGCACUAACAACAUUUGAUCCUAUGUUCAUAUGCAAUUGGACAAUACUCUUGGACUUUUCUUCAGAACAAAGUUGAUGGAAUUGUACAUUUCUUUUUUCUGUCUAAUUACUUACAACUCGUGAACUUCCUGUGAUACACGCGCAGAUAAAACAAUCAUAUAUGCGUCUUCAGCGUCGAUUACAACAACUUCAUGUCUCUUAAUCUUUCAUAGCUGAGCAUAGAUGUAAAAUAUGAUAGUGUCUCUUUUCUUUGGUGGUAAGAUCAUAGCAGUUGCUUUGUACAGAGUACAGUAUCUUUAGGCUCUUACCAGUAGCCAUUGCUGCCAACUCUUGCUGACGAAUCUUGUUUUUUUGUUUUUGCAAAAUUCAUUAAAGUCACGACUGCUAGGCAACUCACCCAGUCAUCUUAUUUGCACAUUUUUGCUCGUAUAAAUGUAUUUUGCUCGUCUGUCAUGUUCAGAAUCUUUGGUAGUAUCAUUGAGGUCAUAGGGAUCGUUGACGAGGAUAAUGAUAUUUGCUUUUAGAUGCCUUUUGCGCCUUUACCAUUGUUCCAUUCGGGUUAAAAAUGGACAGGCAUUCCUCUGUCACUCUGUUCUCCAUAACAGUCAGCAGGUUAACAUCUUUCCCGCAGCACUUUGAUACAACCGCAGACAUUGCUUAAUUUUCCAUAACCACUGAUUUUGAUAGCUGCGGCCCAGAACAUUUGUCAGAAGCUGACGUAAGGAAAACUUUGCAGGAAUUCCUGUGCAUCACAGAAUUGAAAUGCGUUUUUCUUUAAAAAAUACGAUCUUGUAAGAAAUGCAUGGCUAGAUUUUUACCAUCAUACUUUGCUACAAGGAGGUCAUCUUGUAGACCAGGUGAUACAAUUUGUCCAGACUGCCAUAUCCUUAAUGUGAUGUUGAAAGAAUCAAAAUUUCACCAUCAUACCUUUCUGCAAGGAGGUCAUCUUGCAGACCAGGUGAUACAACUUGUCCAGACUGCAAUAUCCUUGAUGUGAUGUUGGAAGAAUCAAGAUUCAAGUUCAAUGAUGCACCUAUCUAGAUCUUGAACGGCAAUUUCAUUUAUCUUUAUUCUUGUGACCGGACUUUCUUUGUGGAUGUUUAAACUUGAUGUCUUCAAAUUUGCUAUCGUAUGUAAAGAAGCCCUGGUCCUAUUCACAUAAUUGGCUGUUCUUAAACGGGAAAGCAACAUAGUUUCAUUUUUGAGAAUGCUGUUCCAUCCAACCUCAAGUUUGGAGUCCUUGCUCUUUGUCAUCUCAAUCAUUCGUCAACAGCCUUGUAUGCGAUUGAAAUUUGAGAAUUCUCUACUGUCUUUUAUCUGCUGUGCAGCUUUUUGGAGCUCUUCCUGUUGAUUUUUUAACGGGUUUUUGAGCUUUUCAAGGAGCACUUGAAGACUAUCUGACCGCACAUGUCCAGCUUUUUUUCAGCUUUAAUUAUUCUUUGCUGCAAAGCUUCCUAGUUUAGCUGUAAAGCCCUAAUAUCCCUCCGGAAGUGUUUGCCUCUCAAAGUCAAAGCCUGGUCGAUUGAUUUCUCUGAAACUAUGUCUGCUGAAACUAUCAGGUCUGACAAGCCAGAUCCCGAAAACUUUUUGUUGAUUGCAGUAAUGAACAAUCACUAUGUGUGGAAUGGACCAAGAACAGGAAGGACUUUUCAAACGGUACUCUGUUUUCGUUUCUUAGUUGAACUACCAAUGUAUACACUGGCUAAUCACUAACUAACUGAAUAAAUUGGAUAUCCUUUUCUUUGAUAACAGCAAUUUGACGCAGCAUGACCUAAUGCACAACAGAUUUAUUUAGGAAGCGCGAGGAAGAAAUGCGCCUUACUUUUUGCAACUGAAGUUUGAAGAAUUGAUUGGAAGCCGCCAAAUGAUCCAACAUUCUGUUCAACAGCAUAUGCCACAGUUCUUGCUAAGGUAUGCAGCAUUUCUUCUUUGUCUUAUUUUUUUCAGGUCAUCAUCAAUCACAACUUUCAGGUCAUCAUGUGUUGCUAGCACAGGUCUAUCGGUGUUGCACGAUGGCUGCAGCUCUGCGCUCUGCACAAACAU
This is a messenger RNA of Rhopilema esculentum, 4504 nucleotides long. RefSeq names its product mitotic spindle assembly checkpoint protein MAD2B. Lineage: Eukaryota; Metazoa; Cnidaria; Scyphozoa; Rhizostomeae; Rhizostomatidae. Gene Ontology annotation, cellular component: zeta DNA polymerase complex. The record is from RefSeq and is a predicted model, not a curated record.